AUGAGCAGACCCCAUGUUGUGGUUUUACCCUUUCCUGCUCAAGGACAUGUCAAUUGUCUAAUGAACCUCUCUCAUAAAUUAGCCCAAAAUGGCUUCAAAAUCACCUUUGCCAACUCUGAUUACAACCACAAGAGAAUGUUGAAGGCAAUGAAUAUGGAAGAGACUGAGGAGAGCUUGCCUUUCACAUUAGUGUCAAUUCCAGAUGGUAUGGGACCCGAAGAUGACAGAAAUGACGUUGCCAGGUUAUGUUUGGCAAUGCUGAAGACCAUGAAAGCGGAGUUCGAGAAGCUUCUAGAACAUAGCAUUCUUAAAGAUGGUGACAGAAUCACUUGUGUGGUGGCAGAUGCGAGUAUGGCAUGGGCUUUAGAAGUUGCACAUAAGUUUGGUAUUAAAGCUGCUGUCAUCUGUGUUGCAUCUGCAGCUCUUUUAGCCUUGAAACUUCAUGCGCCGAAGCUCAUUGAAGAUGGACUCAUAGAUUCUAAUGGAAUCCCAAUUGCAAAAGGAGAAUUUGAGCUAUCCCUAGAUAUUCCUAAGAUGAGCACAACUCACAUUCCAUGGUGUUGUAUAGGAAACUCAGCCUCUCAAAAGAUAAUAUUCAAUUACAUUUUAAGAAUAGUAAGAGCUUCAAACUUAACAGAUUGGUGGCUUUGCAAUACCAUUUUUGAACUUGAGCCUGGAGCUUUCACUUUAUACCCCAAGAUCCUUCCCAUUGGGCCAUUAAUGAAGAGCCAUGAGAGCUCAGGUACUCAGUCACUAAUUGGACAAUUCUGGGAGGAGGACAAAUCAUGCUUGAAAUGGCUAGAUCAGCAGCCUCCUUGUUCUGUCAUAUACGUUGCCUUUGGCAGCUUCACUGAGUUCAAUACAAGCCAGUUUCAAGAGCUAGCUCUUGGACUUGAGCUUACUCAGAGGCCUUUUCUUUGGGUUGUUAGGGAAAAUGACAAAGGUAAAGACUCAAAAUUGACAUACCCAGAUGGGUUUGAAGGCAAAAACGGGAAAAUUGUUAACUGGGCACCUCAACAUGAUGUUUUGAGCCACCCUGCAAUAGCUUGUUUUGUUAGUCAUUGUGGUUGGAUUUCUGUCAUGGAAGGUUUGAUCAAUGGUGUGCCUUUUCUGUGUUGGCCAUACUUUGGUGACCAUUUUUUUGACAAGAUUUAUAUUUGUGAAGCCUGGAAAGUUGGACUGGGAUUUGAUUUUGAUGAUCAAGGACUGAUCUCUCGCCAUGAAAUCAAGAGAAAAGUGGACAUCUUGCUUGAAGAUGAAAGCUCAAGGGAAAGGUCCAUGAAGCUGAAGAAGAUUAUCAGCAAUAACUUAAGAGAUGGGGGUAUCUCAUUCGAGAAUUUAGCUAACAAUUCUGGCCGCUGCGCGACCAACCUUGACUACCCUGCUAGCGACCCUGGAGCUCCGGCAACCGGUUACUGGAGUUCUGGUGACCGAUUGUCGGAGUUCCGAUGA
Neltuma alba is the source of this 1452-nucleotide messenger RNA. Its product is annotated as UDP-glycosyltransferase 83A1-like. Lineage: Eukaryota; Viridiplantae; Streptophyta; Magnoliopsida; Fabales; Fabaceae. The transcript has 3 exons. Bases 1 to 1452 code for a protein of 483 amino acids. The record is from RefSeq and is a predicted model, not a curated record. Gene Ontology annotation, molecular function: quercetin 7-O-glucosyltransferase activity; quercetin 3-O-glucosyltransferase activity.